Alligator mississippiensis (American alligator) is the source of this 8206-nucleotide messenger RNA. It is a transcript of the gene RNF216, whose product is annotated as ring finger protein 216. The record is from RefSeq and is a predicted model, not a curated record. The coding region runs from base 161 to 2923 and encodes 920 amino acids. Lineage: Eukaryota; Metazoa; Chordata; Crocodylia; Alligatoridae. Gene Ontology annotation, molecular function: zinc ion binding. The transcript has 16 exons.
UGCAUUGUGAGUCCUGCCUGCUGCUGGUUAGUCACAAGUCAUGCAAUAUUGAAGCAGCAGCUUUUUGUUUUAACAGCUUGAGGCUGGCCAGAAGAUCAGCUAGCUUUCAGGCGAACAGCCGAAAACAAGUUGGCUGCCUGCGGGGGAAACGGGAGAACUGAUGCUUCUUUGUGAGCGGAAGAGAGCUAUGCUGUCAGACUGCAUAAACCACCAUGACGGGCUGAUCACGAUCUCGGAUUCCUCGGACGAAGAGUUUCCUCCGUUGCUAGAUGCAGGGGCCCGGCAGCGGCAGGAGGAAGAGGACGACGAUGUCGUCAUCCUUCAGGAGACCCCGAAACAGCAACUUCUGCGACCCAAUGUCAUCCGGCCAGCUGCUCUGUGGCAACGUGCCAAGAAGUUGGGAGAAGGCGGACCCAAGCUGAUGAGGCCCAUAGACUUGCAAGAGGAGGUUCUGUCUCUUCCAUGCCAAGGAGCCCAGCAUAAUCGCAUGGCAGAGACUGGUGCAGGGCCAAGCAAGGAUGUAAAUGGAAACCACUCUCCGCAGCUGCCCGGCCCCUCUGAACUCAGCCGGUAUCCUCUCAAACAAGAGGGUGACUUGGAGCCAGGUCCAAGUGUGUUUGAAGCAGUAAAGACCAGUCCUAGACUCAGGAGCAAAAGGGAGAUUAUUAAUCUGGAAGAAGCUGACUUCCAACCAAAACAGGAGGAAAGCGUGGAAACGGGGGGCCAAAAGCAUGCAGACUUGGGGACAGAGCUCUUACAAAAUCUCAGAGGAGCAGCUGUCGCUGCAGCAACAGCAGCAACGAACGGACAGUCCAACCAAGGUAGCACCCGGUUGGAUCCAUCACGUUGUAAGGCUGCGGACAGGGGAUCACAUCCUGUAGUAAACUGUUGUGCUCCUCAGCUGGGGCAGGCCGAAGCAGAACUGGGUUCUUUGCCAGUGGCCUACCGGGAGGAGACCCCUGGGCCAGCCUUUCCCAGACCUGAACCACAGCAGGAUGGGAUUCCUGGUCCUGCUUCUCCUCAACCCGCUCACCCGCCAGAAGAAACAAAAGGCCACCCAGCAGCAAUAGACAAUGAACAGCCAGGCCCAGCCUUCCCAGCACAGGGGUCGCAUGAGCUGGGCUCGGGUAAUGUUCCAGAGCAAGGAGCUGCUGGGCAGGACAAAGAACUCACUGCAUUGCUCAUCAGAGAGACGGAAGUAAGAUUCCCAGAUGCGAAGAGGGAGUAUAUUGAGGAAUUAAUUCUCAUCAAGAACUGCUGCGACUUAAAUGUGCUUUGUAAUUUUCUUCUGGAAAAUCCAGAUUAUCCAAAGAAGGAAGGCAGAGUGGUUUUAAAUCCCAAUAGCAGCCUGCUCGCCAGCCAAGAUGAGACAAAGGUGCCUAAAGUGGACUACUUCGACUUUUCUAAGCUUGCCCCUCUUGACCAGCGAUGCUUUAUCCAGGCAGCCGACCUCCUUAUGGCUGACUUCAAAAUGCUGAGCAGCCAGGACAUCAAGUGGGCUCUGCACGAACUCAAGGGACACUAUGCAAUCACACGCAAGGCCUUUUCAGAUGCCAUCAAAAAAUGGCAGGAACUGUCUCCUGAAACCAGUGCGAAGAGAAAAAGGAGGAAAGAAAUGAACCAAUAUUCUUAUAUAGAUUUCAAAUUUGAGCAAGGCGACGUGAAGAUUGAGAAGCGGAUGUUCUUCUUGGAGAACAAGAGGCGGCACUGGCGAUCCUAUGACAAGCGCUCGCUUCUCCCGCCAGUGUUGUUAGAGCAGCAGUUCUAUGAGCAGAAAGUUAAAGAGAUGGCAGAGCAUGCAGACUUCCUCCUUGCUCUGCAGAUGAAUGAGGAGCAGUAUCAGAAGGACGGGCAGAUGAUAGAGUGCCGCUGCUGCUAUGGGGAGUUUGCAUUUGAAGAGCUGACGCAGUGCGCAGACGGUCACUUGUUCUGUAAGGAGUGCCUAAUCAAAUACGCUCAGGAGGCCGUCUUUGGCUCUGGCAAGUCAGAACUUAGCUGCAUGGAAGGGAGCUGCACAUGUUCAUUCCCAACCAGCGAGCUAGAGAAGGUUCUUCCAGAGAACAUCCUCUGUAAAUACUAUGAGCGGAAAGCAGAGGAGGAGGUUGCUGCUGCCUGUGCGGAUGAGCUUGUCAGGUGUCCUUUCUGUAACUUCCCUGCUCUGCUGGACAAUGACGUGAAGCGAUUCAGUUGUCCCAACCCUCGCUGCAGAAAGGAAACCUGCAGGAAGUGCCAGGGGCUCUGGAAGGAGCACAUGAACCUCACCUGUGAGCAGCUGGCUGAGAAGGAUGACAUCAAAUACAGAACAUCAAUAGAAGAGAAGAUGACAGCAGCGCGCAUUAGGAAGUGCCACAAGUGUGGGACUGGCCUCAUCAAAUCCGAGGGCUGCAACCGCAUGUCCUGCCGCUGCGGCGCUCAAAUGUGCUACCUCUGCCGAGCUGCCAUCAAUGGGUAUGACCACUUCUGCCAGCACCCACGUUCGCCGGGGGCCCCCUGCCAGGACUGUGCAAAAUGCUCUCUCUGGACGGACCCCACGGAAGAUGACGAGAAGAUAAUUCAGGAGAUUCAGAAGGAGGCUGAAGAGGAGCAAAGGAAAAAAAACGGAGAAAACAGUUUCAAGCGGAUCGGCCCGCCCGUGGAAAACCCCGCAGAGAAAAUCCAGCGAGUCGAAGCCAUCCCGCGACCAGUCCCCCAGAACCUGCACCAGCCUCGAAUGCCCCCGUACCCCUUUGUGCACCCACCCUUCCCGCUGCCGCCCGUCCGCCCAUUGUACAACAACAUCCCCCUCAACAUAGGGCCCAUCCCCGCCCCGUACGUGCCCCCCUUGCCCAACAUGCGGGUGAACUACGACUUCCCCCAGAUCAACCUCCCGCUAGAGCACAACUUGCCUAUGCACUUUGGUCCACAGCCUCGGCAUCGGUUCUGACCCAGGUCCAACAGCACUAGUAGUGGAGUCACUGCAGGGAGAAGCCCCCCCUUGCACCCUCUUUUCCCCAACGCCACGUCCCCCUGGCCUUUCAGUUGGCUGCCAGGGGAGUAGCUGGAGACGCCCUUCCUUUGUAGCUAAAGAUCCAGAUCUUUGUAAUUAAACACUUAGUAAUGAAAUGCUCUGUUCCCUUAAAACGGCUGCCCCCCCUGCUCAGCCUCUGGAGCAGAGUGGCCACACAGGCCUGCAGAGCUCAGGUAUUGCCUCGCGGAGGGUCUGCCUCCAGGACAGGCAUCCGGCUGCUUUUUGUUUCACAAAGGCCUUUCACUGGCUCUUGAGAUGGACAGUGACAGGUUCAGUAUGGAGCGCAGGGGCACAACAGUGCUGCUAAACACUUACUGUGUUACUCGAAUCUAAGACUAGGCUCUCCCCUACCCCACCCCCAUUCAGCAUGGAUUUGAGUGCAAAGGGGGGCGAGGGCAGGUGGCUGCUGCAGCUCUGGCUUCAGCCCUGAGCUCAGGUCGGUGCCAGAGUUGGAGCCACAGGAGCUGCCUGCCCCCGCAGCCAGAAAGGGGGCAGCGGCUGCAAGGGGAAGGUGCUGUGGGGGGGCACAGGCGGCAGGGGGCAGGCAGCACAGGGAAGAAGUCACAAUUAUUGCGGUAGGUGGCUGUUGCCCUCCGGCAGAUGGGCAUUUGGAUACAAAGCAGAAAUCUCAUGCUGGGAUGCAGCAACCAUCUUGCUGCAAAAUUCCUGCUCAGCCCAUAGCGCAGAAAACCAAGGAAGGAGGCCCCGGGUGUGUAACCUUGUCUGCCUAAGAUGAUUUAGGGCACUUGGGUUCUUGGGGGUUGAGAUGCAUCCAAGGGGAAACCCAGGCUCCCCCUCAGUGACUCUAGCUGGGCUUUCAGGUAUCUCCAGUCAGUUCUGAAGAUCUCAGUUGCGGUCGUAGCUUCCUGCACGGUCAGUCCUUUAAACCGCACUGAUUUCUAGUGCCGCUUAUGGGAUUAAUGCUGCAGCCUAGCCACUUGCAGCAUUUCUGACUUAUGAAAACCGAUGUUUCGGCUUCAGUGGCUCUAGAAGACCUCCUUCAACCAUGAUCUCUGACGUUGCUGCUUCUGGCAAAAUGGGUGCAUAGAACAGACGGGUUUCCUUUAAGAAGCAAUAUCCAUCAAGCUAGCUCCUGCAGCUGCCCUUGCCCUUAGCUAUGUCCUCAGUUUAGGACUGGUUAGCUUGAGCUGGCAGCAGCCUGUAACUCAGGAGAGGUAUUGCAGGUUGGCUGUAGCCUGUGUGUAAGUCGAGCGGAGGAUAUGAAUGUGUGGGGUGUGCUCCCUGGGUACACGCUAUGGUUGUUGCCACAUUGGAAGCUGAAGUCUGCCCAAACUCUGGCCAUAGCGACUGGCUUGAGCCCACUCUCCUUAAAAUGGGAACUGGGAGAGGACAUUUGUCCAAAAACAAACUAGUUUUUUUCAGUAAAACUAGACUGUGAUGCAGUAAUUCCCCAAAUCCUUGGUUUCUGUUCCCAUUGUUCAGUCUCUUCUUUGGGGAGCAGGAUCAGGUUAAUGUCCUGUCAUUGAUUCCUUCUCUAAGUUAACACCCAGGAUUUCUUUACAAGUGAAAUUCUCUGUCUCUAGAUUCAUGAGUCCUGUCUGCCUCUUCAUACCCUCUCUGUGCAAGCUGUGAUCUCUGAAUAUUGAACAAGCAGGGAAUCGGGGCUGUAGAGGCUGGCAGCUGCAGGAAGCUUUAUAUUGUGUCACGGGCUGUGAAAGGAGAAGAAAGAACUAGGGUGACUGGUGAUUAGAUGGUAGGGUGCUCCCAAAGGAUAUGUAGCAGCCUCUGCUGUGGCUUUGAGCAGUUUCUGGCUGGGCAGAGGAGGAUGAUUUCACUGCUGUCCGCGGGCUAGGUGGCUCCAAGAUGCACCCUGCGCCCAGCAGUUUCUCCUCGCUCUCUUACUUUAUAUAGGCUGAAAUACGCCGCGCUCAGUGAAUGUUCCAGCCCCUCCGAGUACCUUCAUCUCUGUAGCAUUAGUUACCAAGGGGUUAGCUCGUCAACAUUGCUGCUAAAGUUUUUAGUAUGUUAGACAAGAGCACAGGGGCCGUGGUGGCCCCUUGAAUACUGCUUGACUGUUUUAUUCAGGUUGAACUCUACAUCUUUCAUCCAAAAUAGCCAGGGGCAGCUGAGUUGUUGCACUGUUGGGAUUGGGGAGGUGUAAAGGGGUGGUUGGAUUUGCUCUUGUAAAGUUGGUGAUUCUUCCAGUUUGUUAGUAGCCAGAUGGAAGGGGCUUGACCACGUUCCCUCCUCUCCUGGAGGCUCCCACCAGACAGAAGAAGCUGUGGCCGCAGGGUAAGUCCUGUCAUUUCAUAGCUGCUUCAAGAACCUCCAAAAGGGAGGGCACUGUAUGUCCUGCUCCCUUUCCUCUCUCCUGUCAGUGCCAGUGCUGCGGCUGGAGCUCAGCUUCUUGGCAUAGCCUCAUCUGCUCACGCUUAGCAUUACAGCCUAUAUUUGCUCCAGGGCCUGGGGGCACUACAAGCAUCAUGCCCCGUGGCGCUGUGCUACGUCCUAUCUACCCAGCUGGGGAAGGACGCUCAUGUAUUUUGAAAGGCGUCUCGCUCAUCUGCUGGAAGACUAGAGACAACAAGGCUGGUCUAGUUUUACAUGUGACUGGAGCAAGGAGGGAGGGAGCUGAGUUUGCACUACUCACUGUAGGAACAAAACAACAGGGGUCCAAGCACAGUGGAAAUCAGUCAGUGCCAGCUCUGUGAUGCCCCAAACCUGCAUUGCCAUUAGCUAGAUGUCCUAAGCAGCACGGAGCCUCUUGAGCAAGGGCUGCUAUGUGUGCGUGGUAUUCAGCUCCUGGUUGUGCUGACCAUACAUGUAAAACUGACCUGGAGCCUUUCCUGUGGAUGAGUGAGAAGCAGUUGUCUUUUACAGCAGUGAAUUCCUGUCCUCAGCAAAGAACCAAACCAUCUUGUAGUCCUGCGGUUGAACCUCUGAAGGCUUUCCAUUACUUUUUGUCACGGAGAGAUUCUCUUGGCUGCCUUCGCAAGCCUCCUCUACAGGCAUUGGCAGGUCAGUGAAUAGAAAAGAUGUGAGGGUGGGGAGUAGAUCCCCGAGCUGGCUGCCCAGUGGCUGUGGCCUUCACUUGAAAUAAGUCUGGUCCCCUGGAAUGACUCUGCUGCUCCUCAUCUCAUCCACGUGAUUCCUAAACAAAGCAAUCGCUCUCCAUAAAAGCCAGUGGUAAUUCUCUCCAACCCAGUGCCUUUUUGGGGGUAGGAGGGAAGGAAGUGUGUCCCUUAUUCUUCAUGUGUUGCACAAGGCCUCCUGUAAGUUUUUUUCUGAUCAAGCACAAUUACUUCAAAUGCAGUUAACACAGAGAACAGUUUGCCAUGUUCCCUCUUCCAGCAGUGGAAGAGGCAGAGCAGGAAUAGCUGCACAGCUCGACAAACCCUCCACUCAAAAAUCGGAUGUUAGGAAUCGUUGGCUUGAUGUUCUCGCACUUCUCCCUGCAGGUACACUAGACUGCUGUCGCUCAGGAUGACUAGACCCACCGCUCCCAGCUGUGCACUCACCCUGAAGCCCAUUGAGGCUGCAUCUCUAACAUUUAUCACAUUUAACUUGGUUGCAGCUCCAGUUUGGGUGCAGAUAGUCUCUUCAGCCUAAAGUGGAAAGGUUUCUUUUACAUGCAGUUAACUGUCCCUUUGCAGUUCCCCUCUUGCAGUCUGAAUUCAUGUGGAUAGCAAGGGUGUUUGGACUAGUUGCUUGAGUCGAGCGCAGCCUCUGGUCUUAUCACAGGUGUUAGUGGGGCGUGGAGAAGAGAAGUAGCUUUACAAUGCACAGAGGCUUGUGCAGUGGAGCCAUAUGGGAACAAUAGAGCUUAGACCAGGGCAAAUUCUUGACAUCUGGGAGCCAGGUUAUAGUGCAAGUUUACUCGGGGGCUGGAUAGUGAGCUGCCCGCAGCCAGGCUAUUUCUGCCUUGCGCCCACAGAGGGGGACUAGAGGCCCUGUAAAGACAGUCUUGUUCAGAGUCAGUUAGCAUGCACACAGCCCUGUGCAGCUGGGUCCAGCUCUUUUGUAGGCCAUCGGCUACCACUUGGAUGCCUUGGUUUAGCCCAUUAACAAAUCUAAUGACCAGUCCAGUCUUGCAGGUUUGUAGUAAUUCAGCUGUGUUUGUCUUUCAGUCAGGUCAGAGAGUCUUGAGAUGGGAGGAGAGACAUUAAGUGCAGUAGCCAAGGCAAGUCCCAGUGUGUGUAGUUAUUCUGCUGUUGAUCAUGAACAUUAAAGGCAAGCCCUGGUCCCACCCCAUGAGCAAGCUCUGGGCCCUCUGGGUAUGAGCGCAGUGGGUCUUACUCUUCCCUCAAGGUACAGGCCCCUGUUUGAGGCCGGUGGCACAUUGCAGUGCUCGAUGCGAUUGAUGGCCAAGAGGCGCUACCAAUGCCUUUGCACAGUGUGUGCCCGGGUGGUUCUUGCCAGCUGGGAAACGUGUUUGGAGUUGUAAGGAAAGCCUGUGUAGCUGGGGGGAAAGAGACCCAUCUUCCCCCUUCGCUGUAGCGAGGGCCUGUGUUUCCCAAGAGGAGAGAAGUUGGCUCUAUCAAAGCAACACACAGCCCCAUUAGCGGCUGCAGUGAGCCAGGCCGUGCAAGGAGCCCAGGUGAGCUCUUCAUCCAGCUUCCCCCCCUUCACCUUUCAGUCCUUGCUCUAGCUAGGCUGAUGCUUUGAGCACAAAACAAAUUCUGGACUAGGAAUUUCCCUGCAGCCAGAGGGAUGCGGGGCUGCCCCUUCCCUACCAUCUCACCAGUGAUUUGUGAGCAGUUCAUAGGCUUGGCUGUCUCUUGGGCUAAUGGGGACACUUAGGUUCCUUACUACUCGCCAUUUAAUCACAGUUAACAGAAAAGUCUUAGGUUCUCCCGACUUUCAUGUCCUCCUCCCCACAUUUCUUUAAAUCCUGCUCUUUACAGGAGAAGUGUCCAGUGUGCCCAUGUUGAUAUUGUAACAGGUACUUUUUAUGAUCGAUUGGAGCAUCCCAUUUUACUUGCCUUAAAGGUGGAGAGAGAAACCUAGUAUUUGCACUUAGCAAAACAUUAUAUUAAAAAAAAAACAAAACCCUGUAAAAAUAAAUUGUGCAUGUUCUGCAACUUUGUAUAACAAUAGCUGAAAAAAUGAAUAGGUGGUUUAUUACAAAAAUAUUUUUCUUUACCUUCUGUUAGUAAACGGUUCUAAUAUCCUGUGUGUAAAAAGUUCCUGUAUUAUACUGUAAUUUGAAUUUUUUGUAAAUAAAUUUGUGCACUCUGA